Molecule: messenger RNA, 3740 nt
Organism: Lactuca sativa (garden lettuce)
Lineage: Eukaryota; Viridiplantae; Streptophyta; Magnoliopsida; Asterales; Asteraceae
Source: RefSeq, a predicted model, not a curated record
UUGAGGCUCCUCAUCGCAUUUUGAGCAUCUCACUCAUAGGCAGAUUCACGAAUUCAACGUUAUCCAAAACCCUACUUUUCCUCUCCCCUUCGUCAAUUCAGAUCUCAUGGAUUUCCACAGUCUUACCAGAAAAGAGCUUCAAUUUCUCUGCAAACUCAACAAGAUCGCUGCCAACACCAAAAAUCAUGUCAUGGCGGAUGCUCUUCGAGACCUUGAUACGGUUGAAGGUAUUGAGAAGUUCAUCGACGUCUCACAAUCUGAAACAGUUGAUUUGAACGAGUCAAAAGAGAACGUCGAGGUUUCUUCACCCAAAGUCCCAAUCACCAGAAACAGAACAACUACUGUGCAAAAAGUGGAAACUACCGAAGUUGAAAAUUUGAAGCCGACAAACACCAGGACAACUCGCAGGACAGCUAAGAAAGUAGCUGUAGGAGUUGAAGAAUCAAAGAACGAAGCUCCGGAAACUCCAGCCCUUUCCAGCACAAGGAGGAAGGCUCUGGCAACUUCAUCUUGCCGGAGUGUUAACAGUCAACUGAAUGAUUGCGAACUAGAUACAAAAGAAGAUAAGAAGUCGCCGGAAGCGGUUGUAGCAAAGGGGCGGAGGAAGGUGGCGACGACUUCAACCACCGUGAAAAAGGAGAUUGCUGUGCAGAAAACAUAUGGCACGAGACGUUCCACUAGACAAACCGAAAAGAAAUCUGGAGAGCCAAGAGUGAGGAAGCAAAGUGAAAAGGCAAUUGAGAUUAUUACAUUGUCUGAUGAUGACGAUUCGUCAUCCGAUGAGGUUUCGACUGUUGAGGUUCCAGAGAGCAGUUUAAAUGCAGUAAUUCCAAAUGCAGAAGUGGAAGACAUUUGUAAUGCAUUGGAGGAACAUGAUGUUGAUAUAAGCGAAGAAAAAGAAGAUUCUGGGGAAGUUGAUAAUCUAAAGCCCGAAUCAGAAGAAAUCCCAAAUUCAAAUGAGGAAGGAAAUUUAGAAGAAGAACUGAUUGAUGGAAAGCCAGAAAAAGAUGACAUCUCAAGCCCUAUUGAAAAUGGGGAUCUCGAAGAGGAAAAACUCGAAAGUGAGGUUAUGGUGUUAGAAGAAGAACAAGAUAGCGUUGUUGAUGAUAGUACUAAUUCAACAGGAGUUGAUGUUAUAGAAGAAGAAGAAGAACAAGAAGAACAAGAAGAAGAAGCAAUCUCAGAUAACAUUGAGGAUUUAAAUGGGGCAAUAGAAUUGAAACUCGAAGCUUUUUCAGAGAUAAACAAUGGUCCUUCAAUCAUGGAUAGUGAUAUGAUUCUUGAUACCUCUGAGAAUCCAAAUGAAAACGAAAGUAACGCAGAUGAAGAAAUCUCAAAUGACAUCAAGUUAUCCGAAAACACGGAUGAUGAAACCUCGGAUGCUAUCGCUGCCAUUGAAAGCAUCUCUCCUGAGAAGAUUGAUUUGAUUGUUCAUGAAGUUGAUGCAAAAGUUGAAGAAAAAGAAGAAAUUAGUGAAUUUGACAAUCAAAAAUCAGAAUUGUCGGAAACCUUGGAUGUGAUCCCCACCAUCGAUAGCCUCUCCCCCGUAACAGAACAAGUUGCAGAUCAUCAGCCGGAAAUUUCCACUGAGGUGGCUGUUGAACAUUCCGGCGAAAUAUCAGACGUUUUUGUAUGUUCUUCUUCAAUCAAAGAGAAUGAUGUGCUCAAAACUCCGGCGACUUCAUCUCGCCGGAAUGUGAACAGUCAAAUGAAAGGUCAGAAGCUUGCUACGCCUUCAACCACCGUGAAAAAGGAAGCUACUAUACAGAAAACUCCGGCAACUUCAUCGCACCGGAAUGUGAACAGUCAAAUGAAAGGUCAGACGAUGGAGUUGGACACACCUGCAACGGUGGCAGCAAGCAGCCGGAGAAAGGUGGCGACGCUUUCAACCACCGUGAAAAAGGAAACUACUAUGCAGAAAACUCCGUCGACUUCAUCUCGCCGGAAUGUGAACAGUCAAAUGAAAGUAGGUCAGACGAUGGAGUCGCGCACAUCUGUGACGGUUGUUGCAAGCAGUCAGAGAAUGGUUGCAACGCCUUUAACCACCGUGAAAAAGGAAGGUACCAUGCAGAAGGAAGUCUGCUCUAGAAAGUCAACAAGGUUGACUGAAAAGAAAUGUGGAGAUUCAUUAGUGAAGAAGGUGAUUGAAAAGACUGAAAAGAUUGAUUCACUGUUGGAUGAAGUGAAUGCGAUAUUCCAAGAGGUUUUCUCUGUUGAAGUUCCAGAAAACGCCAUUGAUUCAGAUGCAAUAAUGGAUUCAAAUGAAACUUCAAAGCCAUGUGAAAAUGUGGAAUUUGAAGAGGAGAAACUCGAAUUGAUUCCAGAAGAACACUCAGAGAGCUUUGUUGAAGAUAAUGCUGACGUGGAAUCAGAUGAAAAUUCAAAGGCAUGUGAAAAUGUUUAUUUUGAAGAGGAGAAAGAUGAUCUUAUUCCAGAAGAACACUCGGAGAGCUUUGUAGAAGAUAAUGCUGACGUGGAAUUUGUUGAGAAAUCAAAACCAUGUGAAACUGUGGAUUUUGAAGGAUGUUCUUCAAUUGAAGAGAAAAACCAACUCUCUCCAACUCCAACAACUUUGUUUGAUCUUAUCAGCCACCCAACCCCGGCACAUCCGACCACCAGGAGGAAAACUCCGGCGACUUCAUCUCGCCGGAAAGAAGGUGAGAAGAUGGAGUGGUGCACACCUGGUAUAGCAACUGUAAGAAGCAGCCGGAGAAAGGUGGCUACUACACCUUCAACCACCAUGAAAAAGGAGGGUACUUUGCAGAAAGAAUUCAGCUCCAGAAGGUCAACUAGGUUGACUGAAAAGAAAUCUGAAAAGUCAACAGCGAAAUGUCAAAGCGAAAAUGUGAUGAAUUUCGAAGAGGUUUUUCCUGAAGAAGUUUCAGAAAACGCCAUGGAUGCAGGUAAUUCAGAUGCAAAAGUGGAAGAUGUUUGUAAUUCGUUGGAGGAGCUUGAAAUGAUUCCAUGUGAAAAUGUUCAUUUUGAAGAGGAGAAAAGCGAAUUGCUUCCAGAAGAACACUCUGAAAGCUUCAUUGAAGAUAAUGCUUACGUGGAACACUCGGAGAACAAUGUUAACGGGUCAUCAAGCAUGGUCAACGAGAAAGUUGACUCAGAUUCAUGUGAAGAAAACCGAAUUUCUCAAAUUAGUGUCCCAACGCCGAUGAAGAAAAUUGGUGGAUUUGUUUCGGAUGACAAAGAGAACAAGAUGAAGAAAGAAAAAGAUGAGAAUGUUGUAAUGAAGGAGAAUUUACAAGAUGCAAGUUUGAGGCAACUAAGGAAGAAGCUCAAGGCGUUGACUUUGAAAACUAUGAAUGCGGAUAAUAAGGAAGCAAGACCAGCACUUCAAACACUGUGUGAGAACCAACUGGUGGGUGGUGAGACGAAGAAUUGAAGAGAGAUGAUUUGUGUUGGUUUAGUGUUGUUUAUUUGGUUUGAUAUUAUAUAGUUCAAGGGAGUUUUAAAAUCCUUGGAUUUGGAUCCUCAUGCUAAAUUUAAAAACUUUGUAUGAGAGAGGUUAAUGAUGAUAAGUAAUUAGUUGUUUUGUAGAAAAAAUGAAAAAAAUAACCCAAACCGGAACAUGUCAUAUGUUGUGUAAAUUCUCUGCAGAUUAGCCAUACAACGUUGUGAGUUUGUGACGCCAAAUUUUGUCAUUGGUUGGAUAUACCUGUGAGUUUGUGACGCCAAAUGAGGUGGGUAUUCCCCGUCUUGAUGGGUACAAAAGACAGAUGUUUUGUUUGCCA